Messenger RNA from Pocillopora meandrina, 38830 nucleotides. The record is from the annotation of a GenBank genome assembly. NCBI's taxonomy places the organism in Eukaryota, Metazoa, Cnidaria, Anthozoa, Scleractinia, Pocilloporidae.
CAUAACCACAGCACUGAAGAUCUCUGUGUUGAACUCGCCUUCUACCGCGGAUAAAAUUGCAGCAUUGGCGGUCUCCACACAGGGCCGAAACAGACGCCAGCCAUGUUUCCCUGGUUAGUUAAGCGUUUUUAUUUUUUUAAAUGCAAACUGGCUCGCUCUGUCAUUAAAUUAUGUUGUAUGUGUUUCAGUUUGCAGGGCCUUAGCACGGCUAUUUUAUUAUGCGUGCUCAUGAAUCAUGGAGUUUCGUCCCGAGACGUUGCCAUUCACCCCGGUAUGUUGAUGCUAAUUUUUAUUCUUACCCAGGUUAUCCUCACCUAAGUAAAUAGUCUAAUGACCUCUAUAAACGAACUGUAGGUAGGAACUGAGCAAAAGCGUGAUACAGAAAUGUAAGAUCAACAGUUUUCCAGCAGUCUGUGUGCGGGUAAUGCAAUCACAGUGGUUAAUUUCAAAAUGAAUCCUUUAUGUUGCCCAUUACAAAGCUGGACUGUCUGCACAUUGUGCGAAUCUCUUACUGUCUUCUCCAAUUUUCUCUCUGAAUAGACUGAGCAUACUUAAGAGCAUUUAUCUCCUUCAGAAUACUGAUAAAUUUUGUCAGAAAAUAUCGAACAGUAUUUUCACAUUUCCUGUCUGAUCAGUUCCAAGAUCGCGUGAGCGGGAAUAGGUUAUAAUAACAACUCUUUCUUUCUGUACUCCUCAAGGGCGACAGAAGGAAAGAACAUUAAUGUCUCUUUCUAGCUUUACAAUCAAUUUUUUUAGCAAAAUCUUCAUUCUAAGCUUCUCAGUGUGAGCGAUGAGUCAUUAUAAGAAUUGGUGAAUGUUCUAAGGUCCUGCUCAUCAAAUUAUGUGUUGAAAAUUCGUUGUUGUAAACAAACGUUCAUAUCAAAACGAGACCUUCAAAAUAUUUUAGUUUACGUUCACAAAUUUUCAUAAAAAUAGAAGUUCGUUUCAUUCGAGUGCGCACUAUCACUUUGAUCCGGACAGAGAUGAACAAUUACUGCUUCUUUGAUGGAGGUUCUAAAUGAGCAAUUUAACCCCAACAAUGGUGCAUUGUCUUUGAAAACUCUCAAGCCUGAUAUCUAUGUAACCAUUAGAACCAUUAGAAAUAUGUUCGUGAGGUGAACUGCUUCAUAAGCCUUUCCAAGUAGAGUUUUAAUGUUCUAAAUAGCCAAGAUCUCAAUUCAUUUAAGGAUUGAGCUUUCAUUAUACUCUGCACGGGAAACGAAACUCGAUCGCUUACGCUAAGGGACAGUCAAUCAUUGUUAAAAUUGAAGGCCCGACGUGCUGUUAGACGAUACGCAAAGAGGAUGCCGAACCACAUAACUAAGAUGUCCCAGAAUGUUUUAGUUGUCUACGACUCUUAGCAUUAGUUAAUGUAAAUUGGUUUGUGAUAACGAUACAGUAUUAGUGAUUCUAAAAAGAAUCCUCGCUUUUUAAGAAAUGUGUACGCUAAGAAAGGACUGAAACAUUUACGUUGGUACAGACUUUAUUUUUCUCCAAAUUAUUGUUGUUUCUAUUUGUUUUGGUUUUGUGAUGUUUUUAAUUGCUCUUAUUUGUUAUGUGUGUAUACAGACGUUCAUGAUGACAUUUUCAUUAGCUUGGUGACCAAAUUUUCGUAGACGAUUCGCGGAUUAUAUUUGUACCGCGUAUUGAGAGAAGGAUGUCUGUUCUUUGAGAGAUCAGAAUGAUAAUUUGGUUUGGAAGAUCAGAGAGGAAAUACUUCUGACUCAAAGUGGCGCGAAAAAAAAUUAUAUUCAUUGUAACAAAACAUUUCCACGUACUUCGUCAGAAUUAGCCUUUCGAGUCUCUUCGGAAAAUAUUCAGAAAAAAAUCUCAGCGUCCGGAUUCGUCACACCAGUCUGCGCGACCUUCACACCACUGUGCAACCUUUAUUUCCGUCACGCGCAACACGAAGCGUCACUGCACCGUGGGGGUGAAUCUGAAGAUACUGGAAGCAGAGAUUAGAAAUUUGGACAAAAAAUCAAACGAGCAAAUAUGAAGGAAUUAGAUCAAUAAAAGCGAUAAGCCAACUCAGGGUAAAGGAGCGAAAACAUUUACUGAUUUCCAAAUAUUGAGGUUUCCUUUAUCCUUUCAUUGUUACUACGUGUAAGACUUUUUAAAGAGGGGGGUGGGGUGGGGGAGAGCCGGGAGGGUCAUUGUUUCACUGCAAGAGAAUGGGAGAACACCAUUAUUCAUACAAAGUGUAUCGUAAGGACACCUUUUGCGUCAAAGGUGGUUUGUCAAAGUUACAGAGCUUUAUUGCGUGCCUCUUCCUGCUUCCAUAAAAUUUCAGAUACUGCUGACUUAGCGGAUUUUGUGCAAGAGUUUCAAUGGAGUUUGAGCGAGCUCGAGAUCGAAACGGUUGGUCUUUGUCCAAGCCGACCACUCCCUUCUUCAAGCGACCAAGAAGUUGAGGAUGUUGCGUACGACCUAUCGUCCACGAGUGCUACGAUAAACACCACUGUGGAAUCGCUUUUUCCUAAUGGUUUUCCUGAAGAUUUUGUUUUAUUCGCCACUGUAAAAGUGGAUCCUGACAACACAGCAGACUUGUUCACGAUAAUGGACACCGAGCAAAGUCUAUCUUUUAGUUUGAGCCCUUUGGAGUUUGAAUACAGGCGACGAGGGAAGGCCCCAUUUCGAGUGAGAUUGAACCAAAGCCUAGCUGAUGGGGCGUGGCACAGAGUGGCCAUAGCAGUUAGAAAGAAACACGUGACGCUGUCUUUAGAUUGUGCCGAGCCCAGAGGACAUGUAAGAAGGCCCAGGGGAUUUAGACCUAGUUUUGGUCGAGACAGUGUUGUUCGACUGGAGGAGCAAUUCCAGGUAAGGAUACAACUAGAACUGACAUGGAAGUCGAUUCGGCAUGGGGUUCAUGAUCUGUACAAGUGAGGUUUUGAAAGUUUACCUAACUGCAGAGAAGCAGUUAUGUAUAGUACAGUUUGAAAACUUCUAGAACAUCUCAAAUAAUCACAAAUAAUGAAACACACAGGCAAGUUUUUUAAUUCGGUUUUUUACCAGUUUGGGGAGAUAUACUUUGUUGAAUAUGUAGUUGGUAAAAGCUAAAAUGUUUUUUCGACUUGUAUACAGUGUUUGCAAAGUGGAGGUGGUUCGUGGCACGGUAAAUAUCCAAUACUUCUACAGACAAUGAGCGGAAUAUUUGUUUUAUCAUAUACCAUACAGAAUCAAAUAAUUAGUUCAUUUCUGUUAAUAUAUAUAAAAAAAAAAAAUUGGUCGGAAGUUUCACUUUUGGUGCUCGCUUAUGUCUCUUCAGGUGCUGAGAGUUGAAUUGUACUUGCCAAUCACUUUCGAAUAAGCCAAUCAUCUAACGCGAAAAGCAUAUUUACUCUCGUGGUUUAAUCUAAUUUGUGGUUUCUUUUUUCUUUUUCAGGGAUCUUUACAGCAGCUCAUAGUAGCCCCAGAUGUGUUCAGAGUUCUUUCUUACUGCAAAAUGUUUACUACCGAUUGUGACAAACCUCUGCCAUACGCGCCUUUCCUCAGUGGUGCUGCCCAAGAGCGCCGUGACAGUAACGUGCAGAUCAUCAACAACGUCAGAUAUGUAAGUAAUCGGCUUAGUAGUCUGUGUCGCGAAAAAAACUUAAUAAGGGCAACAAAAUUUUGCGUCGUUGAGUAAUUACUGAUAAACUAUAUGACACAAUGUCUCGGCCAGAAAUCCAUGCGACGAGUGAUACACUGAGCUAAUCAUGGGGUAAGAUUGAAACAUCAGCUUCUCUGUAAAUGUAAGUAGGCUCUUUGCAGUCUGAUCGAAGCGUUUGGUGAGUAAAACGAAGUGCGAUAGUAAAUAGCGCGAUGAUGGAGGCCAAACGAAAAAACCAGGCAUAUAAAAGAAAAGAACGCGACCCAACUCAAACCUGGCUCCUUUUUCCACUCCGCUUCUACUAUCGCGCCUUUCGUCUGAUUCGCUCCAGUUUCCUCACUGUACGUAUUUUUCGUGAUUGUCUCUUCAUCCUUCUUUCUUGUCUUUAUAUACACCUUUAUCUGUUUUUUAACAGUCUAACGAUAUUGAAUGCUCUUUUGUACGUAGUAUGAUGGUUUGUCUCACGAUGUAGUCACUUUCGAAGUGGAUCGCAUCCACGUAGCAUCCAUAUCCACUUUCGGUGUGGAUCGAUCCAUAUCAAAAGUGAUUGAAUUGGGACAAAAACGUUUGUAUUAUUCAUUCAAGAUGUUUUUAUUUUCAGAUCAAAGGCGAGAGAGGAAUUCCCGGACCUCCGGGUCCUACGGUAUGUUCCGUCAUGUCUUAACCCUUUAACUCCCAAGAUCUGAUUGUCAAUUCUCCCCUCUAACUGCGAUCCAUUUCCUUGGAAAUAAGUUACAAGAAUUUGGUGUUAGAUCAAGAUAACAACUUCCACCUUAUAAGUUUGAGUAUUCUCAUGACCUGUUUGCUGGAUAGUGUUUAGAUAUUACAGGGAGAAGUUACAUAUUAAUCACUUUUGGGAGUUAAAGGGUUAACUCCUUUAAUGACCCAACCUUCUCUGCCGUUUGUCUUUUGUUUGUUUGUUUUAUAAGAAAGCGUUUUCUUUUUUUAUUUGUCAGGGACUGCAAGGGGCGGUUGGUGAAAAAGGUUACAGUGGGCCUAGAGGUGAUCAGGGAGCAACGGUAUGUUCUGGCAUCAUUUUCGCAGACGUUACAAACAGCCCAAGAGUUAAGGCCGUUAAGGCCGUUAAGGAAAUAAGCACAAAUCGUAGGUUUUCUAAACCUGACUGAGCCUGCAGCAUUUCCUGUAUCGCUAAACAGCGCGAUUUUUGCAAGACUGAGGGCGCGACCUUUCCAUGAGUUAGGUAACAAAACAAGUUAUCUGUAGUAGAUAAUAGCACUUACGAAUGGUGAUGUCACUGCACAUAUUUGCUUUUGUCGGUUAUCAAAAUAUUGCUUGUUAUGCUGCUGAUUAUCAGCGCCGCGCUUUCACCGGGAAACUAUUGAAUAUGGCUGCGAACUGUUGUCAAAGUAAAACUUGAUCGACAAUUGCCUAACAGGUAACAAGAAAAUCAAACACACUCAUUUGACCCUUGACUGUUUUAUGAGAUGAAAAUCAGUCUGGUAAAGUAUCGAAAAGAAAAAAGUUGUUGGUGAAUAUUCUGGACUAGGUAAUAGGGUAUUUUUUUAUUUUACAGGGACCUCCGGGAUCUCCCGGUACAGCUGGACCCCCCGGCCCUCCAGGGCCCCCUGGUGACGGAAUCUAUGUCGUAAGUGAAAUCGCCAUCCCUCGUUUCUGGAGCAUUUUAUUGAGUGUUGAAAGUAGUCCGAGAUCGCGUUAGCUUGCAAUCAUAUGGUACCGGAUUAGUUUAGAAAUCUAGUGCCAAUCUCUCAACCAAUCACACGGUAAACUAAAACCAAUGGUGACACUCGCAUUGUCCUGCACCUAAGGACGGCUAUUACACGUGCUAGCUCUGGCUUCUAAUUGGCUCCUCUUUGGUCAGUUCUGAUAGAUAACUAAGGGUUUGGUCAUAGUUUGCUCAAAUGAAAAGCGCUCUUACAACCACUGAAAUUGUGUAAUCAAAGAUCAAAAAGGAAUAAUGAAUGAAAUCGGCACCUAGAGACAAAGAAGCUUUCAUUUUCUCGUACAACCACAAAGUGCACAACGCAAACUAGAUUUUACACGAUUAAGGGACAAAUAAACAAAAUUGUCCAAAUUUACCUAUUCGUUGAGACUCGCUGUUUGUCAGACCUGAUUUUGGGUAUCUUCACCUCUUCAAUUAUACAUUUUGAACUUUUGUUAUUUCAGAGAUGGAAUAGACUUCAAGGAUCGAAUGAAAAGGGCCCAGGCCCCGUAGCGGGCGGUCUUGUAGUCGAGCCCCCCGCAGUGGUGAGUUUUUUAACCAAUCGUUACCUCUGAAGGGGUCUCCGCUUUGGGUUAACACAAAGCCAUGGCGAAUUCGAACAAAAUGCUGUGUUUUGCGUGUUUUUUAAGUAACGAACCACAAAGAGAUAAAUUUUCUUAUUCUGGCUACAGGGAGAUACUGUUGAGAUAUCUGCCGAUUAGUUCUCGGUUCAUUGCAUUUUUUCUAGUUUUUAUUUUUUAUUUAUUUGUUUUUAUUUGUUAACAUUUUUUAGCCGGGAGAGCCAGGCCCACGGGGACAGCGAGGAGCACGUGGACAACCGGUGAGUAUAGAAAAGCCUCUGGUUCAGUAAUGGAGCUGAUGUAGAUGAACUGUGUCAUUUUCACCCCACGGUAUGACAUAGUCAUACUAUAGGAUUUAUGUAAGGACCUGAAAUUCACUCAUUCACCCACUCCAUUCUGAUCUGUUAGACAAAUAAUUUAUGCAUUGAAUGCGGAUUAAACGUGUUAUUCCCAAACUCUUUUCCUUAACCGUUCUUUUUUCUUCAGUUCAUUUACCUGAGGGGAGAAAAAAGGCGAAAAUUUUUUGCAAUUUCCUGCCACCACCAAAUCGUCAGACAACGUUUUAUUUUACCAAGUGCUUUACACACUCAUCAUACUUAACAAGCUCGUUAUAAUGUCUUGGCACUUUCCAACAGUCUAAUAUUAAUAUUAAUAUCGUGAGCAAUAAUGUUUAUCUGCUUCUGCUGGCUGCACGACUGUCUACAUUUCACGAACUCUCGCAAUGUGCUUCAGUUUAAAGAAAAUAAUAUUUUAGAAGGGAACGAAAAUCUUUCUUAUCGAGAAAUGUCGUGAAUAGUCCUAGUUGAAGGUGAUGUAAUCUUGUUUGAACCUGCUAUAAUCUUCUCUCUGCAGGGACGUCCAGGGAACCCCGGUGAGAAGGGAUCCCAGGGAGAUCCAGGAGCCCCGGUAAGGAACACAUCGUUUUCUUUACUUAAUACGCGUCCGGCAGUACUGAAUAGGGAAAAGAUGAAUGACAACAAUAAUUUUAAAAAAAACAUAGAAAUUGCUUAAUUACGUGAUCACUCCCAUAUUUUUUUAUAGUCAUUGCCUAGAGCCCUAGUCGAGUUAUUUCUACCUCACAAUGACUCGUAAGCUUAGUGUUAUCCUCUGCAUUUAAGUUUGGUUUCUCCAAGUAAAGAGGCGCAAUGACGGCGAGUUAUUUGGCAAGCGAUAUAUCAAGUAGCUGCACAUGGUGAAUAAAGACGCUAUCCGCGCUUUCCUGAAAGAGAAGAAUUAUCAUAAAGAACGAAUUUCCAUAAAUAAUGGAGAAAGUAAAGCACUGAUUAAGUAACUGUGCGAACAUCUCCCAUGAAGACGUUUGGGUAAUCUCGUACCCAGACCUUCCACGACCAAAAAAGCCGUUGUACAUUUCAGUUACACGGUAGGAUCUGGGUAAGAGAUUAGCCGUCGGGUCUCAUCGUUCAUGGAUCAUGCUUUUCUGGGUCAACGUUUUUACAAUCUAGUGUAAGUAAUUUAAGCAUUACACCGCAGUUUCUAUUGGUUUUCCAAUAACCCCUACGUAGGAUGUUGGAAAAACACAAGGAAAGUCCCGAGCUUCUCCCAACAUCCCAAGUGGGUUAUUUCGCCGGUAAACCGCUGGAAAGUGCGGUCUAUAGCAUUUUAUGAUAUAACCAAGGUUUUACCAGUGCAAUAAGCGAUAUAUUUUGACCAAUCAGGGCAAUCGUAGUAUCUCAGUAGUGAUAGUUGCGGUGCGAUCAUGAGCCCUCUUUGGUGUUUGGAAUACUACUAUCCAGCAUUUGACAACACAAACAUAAUUUGCGUUUUUUGAUGUUUUAAUCCGAUAGCAUCCACUGACAACUUUAACAAUAGAAAAUUUUAAUAAUCCAUGUCACAUUUUCUUAGUGCUGAUUGAGCCAAAAAGCUGCUUGUGUCCUGAUUUUGUUUCACAGGGCUUACCUGGUAACCAAGGCAACCGAGGUCCAUCUGGUAGACCGGGAAAACCGGUAAGCUGUCAAUGAUACGUGAAUAUUUUUCUCUCUGUCGAAAGUAAUCAGGGAAUGUAAUGGUUUUCCUAAACUUCUUUUUUUAUUGGUCGGUGAAUCUUGUGUAAUCAGAUGAAAAUCUAAAACCGAUAGCGCCUUGUUCAUGUGAGUAUUACCACGCCUCGGGCACGCUUUGAGUUCUGAUUGGUUCUUUGUAAUAUCUAUGGUUACUCUGAUUGGCUAUCGUCACCAGUUUGCACGUUUUGAGCUCUGAUUGGUUCUUUGUAAUAUCUAUCGUUACUCUGAUUGGCUGUCGUCGCUAGUUUACUUUAAUUUUUCAACAUUUGUCUAUUAACGUAGAUCGUGACUUAUCGACUUCGCCGUUGACUCUACUGAUGGAUAAUUAGAUUCUGUUGUUGAACACCACGCGACAUUUAGGGAUGGCUCCAAUUGCCUACCCUUAUUCUAACCCAGGUUCUCCGUGUAAAUGACACCAGAGACCUUUAGCAAACCACGACGGCGACGACAACGAGGACGUGGCAAAGUAAAAGAUCUAAUUAGCAGAGCAAUAGCUCAAUACGUGCUUUUCAAAAUUGUGUACAUCUCUUAGCCGUCCUCUGUAAAAUGACAACAUGAUAUCAUCAAAAUUUACGUGGUCCAAGAAAGGAAACCCCAACGGCAAAUUAUUUAAGUUUCCAUUUGGAACUCAACACCGCUCUCAUACGUUUUGCUGAGGUUAACUUGCGGCGCUGUAAGAGAAGGUAAACACAUCGAGUCAUUCGCGAAAUUCCAACGAAAAAUAUAUAUUUAUUUUUAAGUCGACAUCUUCUUUGGCGUUGCCGUCCUAACUGCAAAAAGUCCCUAUUCUUUCGACAGCGCAGGAAUGGGAAACUAUUUCCGUAAGAUCACUGAGAGUAAUCGAAACGAUUCGACCAAAGCAUCAAUAUCCAAUAAAGGAGUUAACUUCUCAGUCGCAUUCAUUGUAUUGUGGCUCAACACCGACCUUAACCUCGCCUUUUUUAAACAAAAAUAUUUGUUUCUUUUUAGGGUCCCCAAGGACCGGACGGACCAAGAGGUACCCCCGGAGUUAUGGGAGAAAAGGUAGGAGGGGAGGAUUCGCGAACUUGAAAAUUCAGGGUUACUGAAUAGACGUUACACAUGAAAUGAUUAACCAUGACGCUCUGACAAGCAUGUAACUUUUAUAAAACUAAGACUAUAGCGUGCUGUAACUAUACUUCUGUGUGCUUCACUAUUUCAGGGAGACAGAGGAAUUGAAGGAAUGGCGGGAAUGACGGGCCACAAAGGACCACGGGUAACGUGAACAUUUCGAUUACCAGCUGAAGUUUUGUGUUCAAUAAAACUUGGAUGAGUUUUGACAAAUGUCCCCAAGUUUUGAUAUGUUUCUACAUAAAACCUUGAGAAAGGUUACGCUUAGGUCUCCAUUAUUAGCGAUGUUGGACGCGCAUUUUUACGCCCGCGAGAAGAUUAGAGACGGGUUGGGGAGAGGUUUGCCAGGAGCCUGGCACUAGUAAUUUUCAGUGCUUGACUCUCGCCGGUGCGUGAUGCUUAAUGCUUCAUUAGUUCUCUCGGGCUAAGAAACGCCUUGGCUGAAGCGUUAUAAUGUGGUUCUGUUCGCUGGCCAGGUUACGCAUGACGCUAUCGGCAAACGGCAAAACUUGUUGCCGUUAGCCUUUUUUCAGCCGUUUUUAUACCUUGCUAUCACAUCGUGUCUAUUUCUUGAUAUCUCAAAGCAACGAUUAACACUUUACCCUGGAAGAACUUGAAUAAAUUUCAGUGGUUAUGGUAACUUUUUUACGCUAUGAAAAAAUACUUUGAAUAUAGUCAGAGCUAUGUACUAAACAAGAUAGUUGUAAGGAAUGCAUAGCUCAAAAUUCGCUGAAACCGAAUACGCAGUGAUACAAGAAACUUCGAAGUAAUUUGCGUUUUGAAUAAAGUUUCAUACUCUUCGACAAGGACUGAAACGAUCGCAUGAACAUGAAACGAUCUUGUAAAGGUGAAAAAAAGAGAUGUAUAGAUCUGAAUAUUUUAACGAGCUGUAGAUCAGAAUUUUAAAAGGAACUAAAUCGCGAACAUGCAGAGAUUAAAAGAUGAUGAAAAGAUUCGAAACAGAAAUGGAACAGCGGUGGAUAACGAUGGGAAGACGUCCUGAAACAUUAGUCUUAAUUUUUCAUACUUGAGAUAUACGCAAACUGUAAAGUACUCCAUAAGACUUUUAAGGUUAUUGAUCGUCAGCACUAGUAUGUGUAGAAAAUGGUCUCUCAAGCGGCUGAAACUCGAGCAGUGUAAUAGCAAACUACAAAAUUUCAUAAAAGCAUAUUUGAUAAGAAUCCGAACCACAUUCAUGUAAAGUUUAUAUUUUUCCUAGGGUCUACCAGGCAUGCGAGGAGAAAAAGGCGACAAAGGUGAAGCUGGUGAAAGAGUAAGUGCCUUUCAUACCUAGAUAUGGCUGCAUAUCCUUUUGUUGUUUUUCUCUUCUUUCAUUUUCUUUUCUUCUUAUGAAUUGUGCAUCUAUCCAUCAGUCUGUCUUCCCGUCCUUUCGUUACUCAGUCUGCCAGUCACGUGGUCGAUCGGUCGGACAGUCAGUCAGUCGGUUGGUCGGGCUAUUGAUCGGUCAGUCAGUCGGUCAGACAGUCAGCCAAUCGGUUGGUUGGUCGGUCGACCAAUCGAUAGGUCAAUCAGUCUGUCGGUCGGUUAGUCGGUCGAUCGAUCUGUGAGUUAGUCGGUCGAUCGAUCUGUGAGUUAGUCGGUCGAUCGAUCUGUGAGUCAGUCGGUCAGCCAGUCAGUCGGUUGGUUGGUCAAUCAAUCGAUUGGUUGGUCAGUCAGUUGGUUGGUUGGUCAAUCGGUCCGUUGGUUGGUCAAUCAGUCGGUCGGUGGGUCGGGCGAUCGAUCGAUCAACCAAUCUGUCAGACAGUCAGUAGGUUGAUUGGUUAGUAGUUGGUCGGUUGUUCGGUCAAUCUAUCGGUCAGUCAGUUGGGUCAAUAGGUCACUCAGCCGGUAGUAAGUCGAUCAGUACGUCAGCCAAGCGGUCGAUCGGUAAGUUUGUCAAUCAGUCCAUCCGCAAUUCGAUCUGACCCCUCCUUAGUCCUAUUCAGUGAAAAAUGAGAUUCUGAAAUAACACAGUGUACGAUGCUCUGCAUUCACCUAUUAAGCUUUACUGUUUUACAGGGCGAUGGUGGCACACCAGGGCAAGCUGGAAUGCAAGGUGAACGGGUAAGUAUUAUCACUGAUAGAAUCCCACCAAGUAUCCCACUAUUUCGUCUUUGUUCUCGACAGAUCUGUUUCUGUUGUGUGUAAUAACAAAUGGUGGGACCAACGGUAAGAAUAUAAGUCAAAAUAAAUUAGUAUCAAAAAAUGGAAAAUUUAGACUUCACUAGUAACGAGGACUUGUCGCCGUUAACAGACCGAGAGUUGUAAACUAUUGAAAAGAAAAAGAAAUCGUUGUUCUGGACUCAUAAGUCCAUUUUAGUACCUUAUCACGUUACAUAUAGCAAGUUGUUUGCUGGUUCGUGAGACUCAUCAUCACUUGCGGCUAAAAUAAGCAAUAUUAUGUCUAUUUUUCGAAGAUUAUAGUCAAUUGACCAAAAUGUUGCCUCUUGUGUACACACUGAUUACUACUGUGAUUGGUCAAAAUUGUCAAUAAAGCCACUCGUUCCAAUCCACAUCAAUUCCACUACUAUAUCCCAGAUUCUCUCACCAAAAGGCAAAAUGGCGACUCAGUCAGCCCUAACUUUGAACGUUCUCAAUGUAACGGUAACGCUGGUAGGGGUAGAUGAUCAAGAAAGAAGGUAAUCACCGAUCCUAGGGUCUCUAAAGUAAUUUUCUGGAGAAGAUUAGUAGUUUUUGCAAGCGUAAAAUCUAUGUUUUUAUCACGCAUCGUAGGUAAAAGUUUCUCAAGGCGUGUACAUACACUUAGUUGGGGAUCGAGGAACAAACACAACUUGAUCGAUAUUUCUUGGUUUUAUUCAAACUUCAAUUUUUGUAUCACGUGAUUACUCUAUCUUGUUUGACAACUCUUUGUGGAUUUAUAAAAAUUUAACCAUAGAGUUUAACAAAAUUAAAGUUGAUUAAAUUUUUUUCAUUCCAGGGACCCCAAGGAGAACCAGGAGAACGGGGACCGCCAGGGCCGAGAGGAUUGCAGGUAAGUAUCGGCAAAAAAAACUUUCACGGGUUUUUCAACUAAUUAACUUUGCAUAAACAAGUUAGUGGAAGUCCUUCAACACUACUCUAGUUCAGUGAAAUAAGUAAAGCUGUGAAUUGUGAGAGUAAUCUGUUGAACAUAUAACUCUACAAAGUUGCAAAAUGGAGAAAGUUGCAAAAGUUUAGACCUUUUUUAUAGUAAGGAGGAGGUGCAGGUGAGGGGAAACAAAACCUUGUUCCCACCAUACAAAGUUCUUUGUCAGUUUGCAACACGUUAUCGUCAUACUUGGCAGUUUUACUUAUUUCACUGAGCUCUUUCCAGCUGCAUCUAUAGAUUUCCUUUCAAUGGUGCAUGUAAAAAUUUUAAAAAUUGCAAAUGGGUCUAUUUGGGGUGAUUGGUUGUCAUGAGACAGAGCCUUCGAGGCUAACUCUGUUACAUUUUUACUUUAUCCCUUAAUUCUUAAUAUCAACAGGGAGGUACAGGAGAGCGAGGUCCACCAGGACCCUCUGGAUCACCGGUAAGGAAAUAAGUAAACAAUGGUCUUCAUUUGGUAUGAAAAUAGGCUGGGAUAUUUGUCUACAAACAUAACCUGUUCUAAUAAGCAGACAGUUCUGUAAGAACAGUGCCAGUAUUAUCCAUCAAAAAAUUUUAUACAAUAAGCAGGAUAAAGCAUUAAACUAGUUUACCCUCAAAAACAUCCACAUGCAAGGGAUGGCAACUCUUCCAGACUUGAUCCUUCUUCUUUGGCUUUUUUGUCAAAUGAUUCUUCUUCUGAUGCCAAAGAUUCAGUAAAAGUAAUAUAUCCUGUCUUGAACAUUUUUCUUUUAACAAGAUUAAUCAAUACCUUGUAGUGGAAAGGAAAAAAGAUUUUGCACAUAUUCAUUAGGGUGACCUCGAAUAUCACCCUAAGAAAUUAUCAUGAAUCUGAUUCACAAGCAAUACACACAACAUAUGGUUAAAAGAAAAGAAAUUACCAGUUGUGGUCUUGUCAAUAUUGAGUGUACAGAUUUUUUUAGUUUUGACAUGAAAAAGUUAGUAAAAAUUCGUAAGAUGUAUGGUGAAAUAAAGAUUAGUUGAGUAUCAGUGAAGGGUGUGCAUGGAAAUUUUGGUGUGCAUAAUCUAACUUUCCUUCUUACCAAAGAAGUCUUGGUCUGAUGUUUAUUAGUUGGACUCGAACAUGAGGGGUCCAUAAUCAGUCUGUAGCCAGGUCAUUGUAUUGCAUCACAUUGUGGGCAAAAUACUGAACCCUUGAAGUGUCUCUCUCAACUCAGGCUUAAUCUGGAAUGGAUUAGCAUCCUUUUCAGAGGGAGCAGCGAUAUUCCCAGUAGCUUUGCAUUGAAGAAAAUCGAUUAUGCUCCAAUGCUGUGGACCUAUUGGCUUGAAACCAGACUUAAUUUCUUUGUUUUUCCACCUUCCUACCUAGGGUCCCCCAGGUGCUAUAGGAAUUCAAGGUGUGCAAGGCAUGAGAGGACCCUCGGUAAUAAUAGAAUAAAGCUACAUUAUAUUCUGACAUUUUAGAUAUGUUCAUUUAAACUAACAGCUUAAUAGAAUGUGCACAAUGGAUGAGAAUCAAUGGUAUUGUUGUUAGAAUGGACACUUCUCACUGCUGAAGCCCAGGUUUGCAUUCUUGGAUAUGUGAUCAAAUGUGGGUCAAGUUGGCUCUAAUCUCAGUGGUUAAUGCUUUUUCUCUGAGUUCAUGGAUUCACAAUUCUCCACAAAAACCAUACAGCUAAUUCAAAUUUGACAAGGAAACAGUGGAGGAUUUCAGAGCUACCCUGUUCAUAUGCCAUUUCUAAAAUCCAAUUUUAUUUUGAUUAUUUUGAAGCUUGUUAUCAUUUAAUAAGACAUAUAUUCAGAAUGAAAGGUCUUUUUUUUUGGAGGAGCUGGGAGAAAAUCAGAGUGAAAUACCGUAAAAACUGGAUGUGGAUCAAACUGAAGGAGACUCUAGAUAUUGAUUUCCAUAUUCAUGUUUAACAUUCUUCUGUUUUGGUACAAUUAUAUUUUUGUCAAAAGUAAUAUUCAAUGAACCAGUAUUCAAUUUUCUCUUUUUUCUUUUCAAGGGACCUCCUGGUAUUCCGGGUCCCCCAGGGCCUAUGGGACCUAAGGUAUGUCACAUAGCACCUCCAGCCUUUUUCUUUCUAAUACUAAGGUGGGAAUUACUUUUAUUGGAGAUAAUUUGUCAUUCAUGUACCACAGUCUAUAAUCCUUAUUUACUAUCUUUAGGGUGAGGCUGGAAAAGUUGGUAUGCCUGGUUUCCCAGGUACUGAUGGUGUGCCAGUAAGUAGAGAGAGAGAGUUAUUUUGACUUAUAACUAGUACAUGUAACCUCCUAUUAAAAUACAUAUAAUGUAUUUUUAUUGUGGUUAUGAAAAACAGCAAUUGAUGGCCUACUUAAAACGCAGUUAUUCACUGAAGAAAUAAAUAAAACCCAUUUGCUGCAAUUAAAUAUAAAAUUUUCACAUAUGACCUUAUGGUUGCAUGAAUUCUUUGUUAUUGUCAACUUAAGCCAAUGUGGUAAUUAAACAAACUAUUUUAUUUCAGCUUUAUGAUUAUAAAUGUUCAGUUAAUAAACUUUGCAUGAAGAUGAGCACAGGCUUUGAGGAGUAUGUACUGACUUCUUGUGGGGUAAAUCUAAUCCUCUGACUAUAUUAUAGGGAUACCCUGGCAUUGAAGGACCGCCUGGACCCAAAGGCGACAGAGUAAGUCAGAUUUAAUGUAACAUGCUAUAGUUUUCAGCAAAAGCUCUAAAGUUUUUGAUCAGGGGGGAGAGAGGUUCAUUAACCUCUUCUCUAUUAGUAUUUAUAAAGAAGAUAGCUUUUUACAGCAUUUUAAGUAUCUGAAAUUAUCAAACAACCCAUUAACACCUUAGUCUAAGCUUGUGGAUUGUAAAGUUCUUCAAGUUAACACGUUUUUAGUUGGCUGAGUGCAUAUGUUUGUAAUUUUAUCACAAAGCACCAUAAAUUAUUUUUAUUAAAUUUUUCACCCUUGUCAUGCACCCUUUUUAAGUUUUCAACAUUACAGAAUUUGUUGUGUUUCUAUUUAAGUUUAAUUUUAUCAAUGUUUUGAUUGAUAUACUCAAUGGAUGUACUUCCCAGGGUGCACCAGGAGUUAGAGGACCACAAGGCUACCCAGGCCUCCCUGGGCCAAAGGUGUGAUACAGUGAUACAGCUCAAGGAUAUUUUCUAUUUACAAUAGGCAUUUUCAUCUUUCUACUCUAACACAUUUUAAACAAUUCAUUCCCUUCAAUAUGACAUACUUCAAACUUCAUACUCCAGGCUAAUUUUCUAAAUUAAUUUUGAACCAAAAGCUUAAUUUUGAGAAAUCUUGUAUUGUAAUCUAUAACUUAUCUUUGCAUUUGUCAUUGACCAAUCAGAAAUUAAAUUCUUUGUUGGACUUGAGAUUUUAACCAAUAUAUUUCAUUGUAUUUUUUUUGGCCUUUGGCACUUAAUCUUUAAGUCCAAUGUGCUUUAAAUGACAAAAUUAGCCAUUUAAUAAUAAAAGAAUGCUUAUUUUUUGCACAGGGGAGCAGAGGAAAACGAGGUCCAGAAGGAGAGAAGGGUGAAGAGGUUUGUAUUUCCUAUUUUACAUUUAUAUUAUAAACCUGUAGACCAGGGGUGUUGGCUUUCAUCAAUUUUAUUUUGAUUCAGCUCUCCAGAUUGAUUUUACAUCAUAGACCAGCAAGAUUAUAUUUCACGAAACCAAUCUAGUCUCAUGAUAAAUCUUCUGUUUUGCUUAGCUGUGCAUUUAAUGAAGAAAAACUGUCAGCACAAAUAUUUUUUCAAAGGGAUUUUAACCUGUUAUUCCUGAUUAACUGCUUCUGCUGUAGAGUUUUAAUUAGUGCAAAGAAAAUUUAAUGAUAAAAUAGCUUGGGAGAAAUAGAGAUUGAUUCUUAGGUGUGAAUAUAACUGUCUCAAAAGGAAGCUGAAAUCUCACUUAAACACACUAAUGUCUACAAAUAGGGCUUUUCUUGGGUAUGGAAAUCCCUGUAAAACACCAAAGUUUAUUCAGUAAAAGUGAUAGCUUCAGAGUAUGUGAAUCACAGGUACUAAUGAAAUGCAUAGGAGCAACACUCAUCCAUCAAACUGAAUACCUUAGACUUAUUGAGACUUGACCCUCAUCUUCUUGUAAUCAGCUGUCACAUUUCACCUAUUAAUAAUCUUUCACAGGGACUAGCUGGAUUUCCUGGUGCAAAAGGUGAUGAGGGGCCAAAAGGAGAAGAUGUAAGUGAAACAAAAAACUAACUGUUUUUGAAUAUAACCUACCCUGCAUGAAUUCCUAGCUAGUUUUAUGCACAUGCAGCUAGCAUUAAAAUGGUUACUUUGACUUUUGAAAUCCCUUCUCCCUCAGAGUUCCAGUCACCUUACCAAAGGCAUUUUGAUAUACCCUAAGUACCAUAAUAUGAACUCAUAUGAAUUUGAGUUGAAAAGAACCAUUCAGUUAUUCCUUGAGAAGUAAGGUUUAUCCCAGGACUUUGCUUAAACUGCUGUAAGUUGUGAUUACUGUAAUCAUCGUCUUCCUUGUAGGGUGCCUCAGGAGUAGUUGGUGUGCCAGGAGGUGAAGGACCUGAAGGGCCAAAGGUUUGUUUACCAGCUACCUCAGUGAUCUGAAUCAUAUUUCUUAGUCUUAAUUUAUUGACAAUCGCUAUUGACAGAAAAUUUUUGAAGAGGACUGAUUUCAAAUUUUGAGAGGUUUCUCAAAAACAGUGAGUUUACCCAUGGCUUGAAACAUUAAAAAGCAAAAUAUACAGCUCUAAUGACUGUUAGGUAAAUCAUUCAGUCCAAAUACCUAGAAAGGCUGGUAGUCAUCAACAAGCAUGACCAGCACUGCACCCUUAAAUGCCAUAGGUAAAAAGAAGCGUUUACCUCUGAUAAUUGUAGGGUCGCAGUGGUAUCCCAGGACCUUCAGGCCCCCCUGGACCUACAGGAGUAAAGGUAUUGUUUAUUAUUGUUAGUUAUUAUUAUUAUUGAUAUAAGUUAUUGUUUUCAAAACAUUAUGAUUACAUGUUAUCACAUUAUGAUCAGAUCAGACUACUCUCCAUUUAUAACUUAGUUUGAAACAAAAAGUUAAUGGCAAGAACAGCCAAUUUUAUUACAUUACCCCUUAACAUUUAUUGGCAUUAUUUGUUUUCAGGGAGAGAAAGGACCACAGGGAAUGCCUGGGUACCCUGGUGAACCAGGAGAAAAGGUAGAGCAGACAAAUCUUUAAGAGCUGUUCAUCAGUAAAUGGAACUGCUUUAAGCUCAAUUAAUAGGCAGUGAUGUAGGGAAUUGCUGGGAGCUGAAGAAUGUACUUGACUAUUAACAAAAUUUUCUUAGGUUAAAAAAAUUUAACACUGCGCAAAGUUUCGGUCAACACCACCUUGAAAUGACACUCAAUUAGCUGCAUUUCAGUGUGGUAUUUUGAUUAUCAACAUGUGUUUUGCCUAAAUCUGUUGAAUAUUGUAUUUCAGUAUAUUUGAUAUUGCAUAAUGGGCAAUAUUAGCAAAUCAUAAAGGCUGUGUGUGUUGAUAUAUCCUCGUAUAUAUGUAUUUUUUAAUGACAGGGUAAUACGGGUGCAACAGGGGCAAGAGGACGAGAUGGAUCAAAGGGAGUCAGGGUGAGUCUGUAUGGGCUAUGAUCCUCUGCAAAUAAAUUAGGAUGAUUUUUCAAGACAAGAGACAUGAGAUGCAUGGGACAAAGUUCAAAAGUUUUUGGAAAUUUUCCGUUAUCGCCCCAACCCUGACAAAUAUUUUAAAUUCCAGAUCCAUGGUCAAAAGACUUGUCACACUCCUCUUACAUUCAUAUUUCAUGAGUUUGUUUUAUUGUUGUUGUUUCUUUUGUAGGGGGAUCCUGGACCACCAGGGCCGCAAGGAGGAAGAGGAUCAAGGGUACAGCCAGGCUACAAAGCCUACUCCUCUUUGUUCUCUUUAAAACACAUCCAUCACAUUGUCUCAUGAACCCACUAUCUUUUAAGUGUCAUGGCAAUAAUGGUCACAGCCUGCCAUGUUUUAGUGGAAGUGUUGAACAUAAAGAAAAGAUAACCUGAAAUAAAACAAAAAGUCGGUGUCUGUAAAAUAACAAAAAGUUAAAGGAAGCAAUUUAAAGGGUCAUUACAGUGCCACACCCUUUUUCCCUUUGGGCCCCCCCCCCCCUCUUCACCCCACACACCCUCAUACUCUUUAAUUUACUACAUUUUCUAUCCCUUUUUUUCUGUUGAAUUAUUGGGAACUUACAACCACGAUGCCAUAGGCAUAAGUAUUGCGAGUGAUAGAUAAAUUCGUAAAUUGUUGCACUAAGCCCCCAUGAUUUCAGUUGUUGUAACUCACUUUUUUUACGUGUCCAUAGGGUCCACGUGGUGCGCGGGGAUCCCCCGGAACUCCUGGAACCAACGGGGCAAAGGUGAGUCAUACUGGUUGAGUUUCAUGAUACUGGUACAACAAUAAUGAUGACGAUAUCAACAGUUAAAAUGCUAACAGUAAAAGGAAUGAUAAAAAUCUUCUGAAACCACAGAGGUAACAAACCUGAUUAAAUAACAAUGAUAGAGGGUAACUAUUUUAAAGAAUCUUGCCUACCAGAAAAAAGCGUCUUCAAAAAUACGCUCACAACGCUAAGUUAUAAGUUCUUUAUGAAUGGGAAAUCUUGUGUUCGCGUCCAUUUUAUCACUGGUUGAUGUUCCUUAAUUAAACUCUUCCACGUUUUGUUUACACUGCGAACCUUUAUUAAGGUACUCAUCAUGUAUCUGUUGAAGGUACAAUCUUAGCAUCCGUAAUAAGCACAUUUUUUUUUAAAUUCUAGACAUAUUCUUGCAACUUCUUUCCAUCAUUGUUUCACCUUAAGCUCUUGAAGGGCGACACACUUAGAAUAUGAACUAAUGCAAGGAGACGUGUUUUUUUAUCAUCUUCAUCUUUUAAUUUUGUUGUUAGGGUGCUGCUGGUGAGCCUGGAGUACCUGGUGACCGCGGAAACCCGGUAAAUAGAGAUUAUUCCAUGGAAAAUGUGCACGAACUAUUUUAAUUCACGAGUUGCGAAGCAUAAAAAACGAACGAGUGAGCGCAGCAAACGAGUGAGUUUUUGAUGCAUUGCAACCAGUGAAUAAAAAUUGUUCAAGCACUUUCCAUGGUAUGGUACUUUUAUUUCAUACAUACUGAGAUUUUUUCACAUUUCAAAUAUUGGAAGCGAACGACUGUGAAAAUACACCGUUCGUCCAACCAGAGACACGAGCGAUAGUACUUCAUAGUGUAAAUCUCAGUAUCUGUUAAAUAAGUAGUAUUACAGGAUUAUGAAGUUACUUAAAAACAGCCUCGAGUGAAUAAAAUCACACAGGGGCAACAAGUUAUGUUAAUAAACGUAUAUGAUUCGAGGAUUUACGGUGCUGUAAAAAGUGACUGGGAAAAUCUUAAGGAAGCUCUGUCACAUUAAUUUGAGUCAGUUUCUUUAACUUGCAAAUUCAAGCGUAAUUUCACUUGACCUGAAAGCUUCAAGAAAUGCCGGAAACUUUUGCAAAGCAUGUGUCUUGUCUAUAGCUUGACAUCUUUGUCUUAAUGAAACAGGGACCUCCGGGACCUCAAGGGGACCGAGGACAGGCAGGACCUCGUGGAUCGAUGGUAAGCCGUGUUUUGUUCACGUGAUUCAUCAUAGGGCACUUAGAGUAUAGAGUAAUUUGAAAAUAUGUUUUUCAUAUCAGGGUAUUCCAGGAAAAGCGGGCCUUCCAGGAUUUCCUGGACCUCGUGGAGAAACGGUGAGAUCCAAGUUUUGAUAGAGACUUUUAGUUUAUCUUGAUCUUUCGUUCAAACUUUUAGUUCUCGCGAUGUUUUUGAUAAUCUUUGGAUUGAGUGCGUUUCUGUCGUGGGUUAUAGGGACCUCAAGGAAAAAUAGGGCCGCCAGGAUCCCCCGGAAUACCAGGUGGACGGGUAAGUUAUUUUUAACAUGUCCCGAUGACAAAGAGGAUCGAAAGAAAAUUAUCGGUUUAAUUUAAUCAUGGCGAGGAUUCCUUUCCUGUUAUCACUUGACGAUUUUUUUAGAGUAGAUUAUUGUCAAUUUUGAAGUAUAUUAAUGUUAUAAUUAAUCCAGUAUAUAGGCAUCACUUUAGAUAACAAUUAAAAUAGAAAAAGUCUUCAGUUUCCCAGGAGCCGCUGAAUGUCAAACCGAGAAUUAGUCAAGAAUUAUUUGUGUACUUCAGCGAGAAGAGAAAGACCUGGAAAAUUGGAGUCAAGUGGUUAAAAAGAGAAUCUUUAGGAAUCUGUUUCUGUAAACUGUUUGAUAUGAAGUAGGCUCAUCGAAGUUGUCUAGCUUUUAAACUCUUGUCAAAUACAUAACCAUGCAGCAAUAGUAAUCCGACCAUGCCAGGUAAGAAUCCGUUGGACAUUCGUUAAAAAACCGUUGUGAGUCUUCAACUCACCGCUGUCUAUUUAGACUCAUUUUUAACAUCCUCUUAUUGAUUUAGGGUCCUGCAGGUGAAAGGGGAAGCUCAGGACCUAAAGGAGAACGUGGCCGACCGGUGAGAACACAAUAACGCACUACCCCUCUGCCCGUGUUUGUUAUGAUCCAAGAAGAGACAUGAUGAAAGCUGUGUGGAUUCACGCACUACUCUCGAUAAUAUCGUUAUUUUUGUCGUAUCUAGGGACCCCAAGGAUCCACAGGAGACCCAGGGGAGCCUGGCAAGGAUGGUUCAAAGGUGCAUAACAGUUCUUUUUUUAACCUUCUAAUCUUUGAGGGUUGACGGAUUUAUUUUUUUUUUUCAGAAACGCCUGCAAGUGGUAUUAAGUAACCCUUUGGCUUUGUUCUGCCGUUUGAGAUCUGCGUUUUCCUUUUUUUCGGAUGAAACGAGCUAUGUUGCAUAAAACGUAAAUCACGCUUUCUUUUCUAUUUAUCUCGUUCUGUAUUUUUCCUUAUCAGGGAGAGCCUGGUAAAUCAGGCGCGGACGGUAAGGACGGUGCACAGGUGAGAGCUGAAAUUUUCAAGUUCUCAGUUCUGGAGUAGAAGAGAAACAUGAUGGUCUUUUCCUUUCCAUUAAGAUCCCGCUACUCUGGGAGGUGAAAUGCUAACACUCAAACAAUUGAUUUUGCAAUUUUUCUUUGGAUCUGAGCAUUUUUCUUGAUUCUUUAUAUUUAGGGUCAGCCAGGAACACCAGGGCCGAAAGGUGCCAUGGGACCGCCAGUAAGAAACAAGUUUCUAAAGAGAUUGUCUAUUUGUUAAUUAUCAUAAGUGUUUUAGUUUUUGAAAGUUGAUUGGGAAUGAUUCUUGAAAUUAAGCCUGAAACCCAUAAGAGUGACUAGUGUCACCACUGAUUAUGAGACUGAAAGGAAAUGAUCUCCAACUGAAGAAAUUCUUUCAGUAUUUUUCCUUGUUAGUACCUAAGGAAAUGUAAAGAGAACAGUAUGGAAAAUAUGCAUACUGAUGUAAGGGAACAAGCCACCUUAAGAUUAUGAUUUCUAAGGGUCAUUUGGUUGUUUCCUCAGGGACCCGCUGGACUCAAAGGAGUAGAAGGACCAAUCGGUCCGCCAGGAGCACAGGUAAAGCGAUGAGUAUUGGUCAGAGUUUCAUUUUUUUUCCUUAUUACAUCCACCAGCAGUGCAAUUAAAUCGUCCAUAUUUUUUCAGGGGCCUCAAGGAAUGCGCGGACCACCCGGACAACCUGGACCCCAGGGUUCUAUAGUGAGUUCCGCAAACAUAUUUUUAAGCAUUUUCAAUGCGUUCUCCAUUAUUAUUCGAGCUACAGAUUAUUUUCAUUUUUGAUCUUGUAAGAGAACAUCCUCUACAUCCACUUUUAUAAUUUUGGAUAGAUGUACUUCGUAUGUGUAAUUACAUGAUUUCGAGUGCAAUUUGCGAUAAAUAAGCGCGAUUAAGUUUUUCAAAUGCGAACAAAAUUGCAUGACACCGUGGGUCGAGUCCAAUUUGUAGUCUUUGAAAAAAUUUACGAGUUUACGAGUUUGUUUUCCUCUUUAGUUGAUUUUACCUUGUGACAUAGUUCACUGGUUCGCCCGCUUGCCUUUGCCUUGUUGCCCGAGCAGUCGGACUUCCUCCACUCUCUUUCUCUGUUAGGUAUCGGCCUACGGCAGUAAACUGUGCACGAAAGCUAUCACGCUCGUAUUCUUGCCGGUUUUUCUUCCGAACUGUCACCUAAAACUCCUCGUGAAGUUUGUUCAGAGCCUCCGAUUCACACUUUACAAUUCUCAAGACUUCCAGACUUUAAGACAUAUGUUUGCGCUUUUUGAUGAUUUUGUUUUAAAAAUUCACCCUCAAACUCGGAAUUAAAACGUUUUACUUUCCAUUUAUCUGUUCGCCAUUUUGGUUUGUUGGUCUUUCGCGACUCUCCUGUCAAUAUAUUUAAUUUCAACUUUCUGCACUGUUUGAGAUUGAAUAAAAAUUUAUGCGUGCAUUUCAUUAUGAAAUCAAUGGAACUCUAACAAUGAUUAUCAAUCACGUGUCUUCUCGCAGGGGAGGCCAGGUCGCCAAGGACCUCAAGGACCAGCUGGAGAGAAAGGCAGUAGGGUGAGUGCACGUGCGUAGCACUCAAUUUCAAUUCUCUCUUCUAAAUAUCAAGUUAAUUGCGCAUGUCCUGAGUAACUGGUGUUUGACGAGUUCGCGAGUCAUACUCGCGCGUGACUUCUGGCAUGGCAAACUAUUAGUUAUUUAAAAUUUGAAGCUUUCGCAUGUUAUCCUGUUAGGGAGAAGAAGGAGCUCGUGGAGAGCCUGGACCCGAGGGGAAAGCUGGACUUCCGGUAUGUAACGUUGACAUGUUUCUGAUCAAUAAUGAUAUGCUGAUGGAUGUUUCAUAAAAAAUAGUUUUAGUUGUUAGGUAGAAAGAAAUAUUGUUCAGUAGUUCUUUCAUCAUUUGUACACAGUCCCUAUGAGUUACUAAAACUUGCCUCUCGUUACAGUAAGGCUACUGGUGAACGUUUUUGCUACAAACUGGACGCGUACCUGAUUGUAUUGAACUGCAUGAAUUGAUGCCGUUAGGGACUUUGCUUUAACCGUCUGCCAGCAAACACUUGACUGCGAGUAACUAAUUAUUUUCUUGUUUAGGGUAAACCUGGUGAGGAAGGACCAGCAGGCCCCCCUGGAGAGGAGGGUGAGAAGGUACGGGAAAUGUUUACCUUUCUAUUUCAAGAACUGCAUUUAAGGUGAUUCCUAAGUUUUGCACCGCGCAUCCUGUAUUGCGCAUUAAAAUCACGUAAUUAGGGGAAUGAGCGUGCGUGUAUUCUGAGAAUACAGUGUUGUUUUCAAUCCAUGGACCAAGUAAAGAGGUACGAUGAUCUUUCGCUCUUUAACGAGCACGGUGACCUAUAUUUUUUUCAUUGCAUGAUUUUGGUGAACAAAUUAUCCCUUUUAAAUUGGGGAAAUUAAGGAAAAAUUCUUCGAAGGGAAAAAAAGAUAAAGCUAAAAGCGUGCACGAAACCCAUUACUCGAGGAUGCAAAUUAUGACCUUUAAAGGAACCACUCGAUGAACGUUUUGAGUCGAUUUCGUUUAAAUUUGCGUGAUUUUCCCACAAAUUAUAUAUCAAAUUGUUCCAUACGCUCCAGACUUUCUACCUAUUUAGUUUUUUUCAAGUGUUACUUUAAAAACCCUUGCUUCUAGCUGCAGCAAAAUGUAACGUGAACCGAUGAAAUGACGCGCGUGAUUAGUGCCAGAACAGGCAUAAAUGGUGUAAGUUUGGCCCUAUCAUAUGUCUUAAACAAGCACGACGACUCAUUUUUUUUAUUGUAUUUUCCUGGUAUGCGUGUUAGGCUUUUUCGAAAUAAAGGUUUGAAUGAAAAUGUGGUUUCUCUUUUUCAUUUUUUAAGCUGGUCUUCUAGUAGGACAGACCUGUUACAAAUUAUUCGUUUAUUCACGGACACGAGUUUUGAAUUUUUUUUCCCUUCAGGGUGACCAAGGAACGUCAGGCAUAUCAGGGAAGAAAGGAGGACAAGGACCAAAGGUCAUUUAUGACGUGUUUAAUAAAAUCGAACGUAAACCGCUUUUCGUUUAAGUGAGGUGAAAUCAAAACCAAACUGACUGAUCACAGCGCCUAUUAGCCUUUUAACUCCUGUGGGUGACCAAGACAGAGUUUCUCCUUACAAUAUCAAUGCAAUAUCAUGCAGACAAGUGAUGAGAAUAAUGAAAUUAUCAGGGGAUUAAUAGUUGAUCCAGUGCCAAAUUCUCCGAACGGAUUUCAUUAGAAUUGUAAGGCAGACAUUAAGAAGAAUUACAAAAGAGAUCUCGGGAAUGAAACGGUUGAUGUUCAUGGCUUCGAGAGGUCAACUCAACAGUACCGUUUUUCACUAUCAACAAUAAAAGUUAAUCAGGGUGAACGGCAAAGUUUUUAUUUCAUCUAAAGAAUGUAGACAUUAUUUGGAACUCAGUACGAUUCAUAUACUCUCGAAUUUGCGCCCGAAGCGUUUUUCAAAAUUAGGUUUGGACAGUAAUAUUCCGAAUCGCGGGUGAGAAUUUACAACAUUCACUGUGUACUGAUUAAUGCGGAAGCUAAUCUUUAAGCUUCAAGUGCGCCUUAAGUGGUUAUUUGCCAAACCCAUCAACUGAUUUUACCUUACCUUUUCAGGGACCUCCAGGCCCCGCCGGACAAACUGGCCCACCGGGAAAAACUGGACCGCCUGUAAGUACCACAAACUGAGCAGAGAGCUUAAAGGCACUGUGCUACGAGUUUUGAAGUAUGGAACGCAUUUCGAUUGAGCGUCAUUACACAAAAACCAAUGAAUUCAAAAGAGCCAAUCAGAGCAAAGGAAAGUAUCACAAGAAGCCAAUGAUAACUCAAAGUUAAAACAAGCAAACAGCCUAAAGCGCGGGAAAACGCGAGUGACCAAGUCAAGUAAAACCAAAGCAAUCCCCGAUUACUUUCGGGAUUGAAAAUUUCUCUGUGUUGUAAGAAAUUGGUUCUGUGAGAUGGGAGAACCUUACAAUAGUAAGAAUGAGGAUAGCAGUAACAAAAAUAACGACAGAUAAAGAUGAUUACAACAGGUUGGAAAAUACGACUUUUGAGGUAUUUGAGGUCACCUUUUGAAAUAUACACAACAGAUUUCAAGCGGUUUGUUUUUUAUCUGUUGAAAUUUUUCUCCAUUUUCGUGCGUUCUCCAUUCUAUUUUCAUUUUGGUUCAGUGGUACCUUUUUGAAAAAAUUGUAUAUAAUAUGUUUCGCGACUUGUCUACCAUGUCUCUCACCUUUGCAAUUUAAACCGGUGCGGUUCGUUAAUCAAGGAUCGCUGUAAAUUAUAAUAUCACUGUAACUUUUUGAUGACUUUGCGAUGUUGUUAAUCACUUAUGCUUCAAUUUCUAAGUCACUUUUUUUUGUCCAUAGGGCCCACCCGGUGAGAUUGGACCCCAAGGGGCCACUGGUCCAAGGGGUGAGAAAGGGAGCGACGGAGGACGCGGACCACCCGGGCCUAGUGGAUCUCCGGGAGUUCCGGUAGGAAACAAAUCUUUGACUUCUCUUAGCGCCAGAGCUAAGGGUGAAAUAGCAGUUAAAAUUCAACGCCGUGAAAACGUUGUGGGUGUUUUUUCAUGCAUCAUGAUGUAAGGUAUUGAAUGAUUUUUAUUCCUACUUCGAAGGGCGUUCCUGGACCCAGAGGACUGAAAGGUGAAAGAGGACCCGGUGGUCCACAGGUAUGUUCAAAAAUUGUUGUCUCAGUCGUACGCGGAAGGGAUUGUUGUGGAUCACGUGUUUUUAAUUUCUAUAGUUUCGGUUGCGCAUGCGUUUAAAGAACUUUCUAAUUGAGUGUUGUAAACUCAGACUGUCGCAAACGGUACAGCCAAUCCAAACAAAACCGGAAAUGAGAAGCAACGAGAAUGAGAACUCGAAGUAAGUACAUGUAACCGACUUCAAGCGCGAGGAAACGUGGCUAAUCAGGUCGCGAUUGUGUUAAGUAACACAUCUGAUUGGUUGAGAACAUGGCGCGAAUUUUCUAUGCCAAUCACAUGGUAAAGUGAAGCUCAAAGCAACACAAUCUUGGGUUAAUUUUUUACAACUUUCAAUUAAAUAUGUGUGAGAAAUCAGUUAGCUUUUCUUAAAUCUGUUGUCUGUCAAAGGAGCGCCUUAAUCGAUAAUUACAACGAUAAUGCAACUUAUAAUUCAAUUAACACAUAAGAUUUGAGUUGUGUUGACGUUAGAGUAAGAGAUUCUGUGGCGCAAAUUUCAUUUUUUUGUGUCAAGUUAUGACCAAGUACUUUGACUAGGAUGUGCUCUCCUCUUUCCUAAUGUUGUCUCAGUUGUCAGCAAAGCAAAAAAGGCUUACUUUGCGCUACAUACCUUAACAAGUAAUAUUUUGUUUAGAAAAACUGGCUUCUCAAUCACUUAAAUAUUUUCCACCAUAAAGGGACCUGAUGGAUUAUUACUUUAUUUACAUCAUGGUGCCGCGAUAGUUUCAUCAUUGCGAUGUAACUCAUUCUAAAUUUAGAUUUUGAAAAGUUUGUUACAUUGUUUGAUGUCAUUAUUUCGUUGUUCUCAUAGGGAUCUACAGGAUUACCAGGUCCUCGCGGCCCACCAGGACCGGCGGGAGCUAAGGUUAGUGACAUCAUUAAAGAUAUCAUCCAUACGUCAGGUUUAUGUGGCCAAAAACUGUUACUUGUCCCAGUGUUUCAAUGGUAACUCAUUGAAUAAGAGUGCGUUUGAGACAAUGAAAACGUAACGACUUUGAACUCCACAGGGAGACCAAGGUGAACCUGGUGAAACCGGUACUGAUGGGCGACCUGGAGAGAAGGUGAGUGGCUUCAUUAUCAUCCCUUAAAAUGAAUACUCUUUUCUGUUGGAUCUCUUUCUGCAUUACAUUUUUGGUAUUUGAGAUAACUUGAAUAGAAUGUUAUAUGCUGUUCUAGAAGUGAAUUUGGUUUCAUAGGGAGAUCAAGGGCCGAAAGGUGACGCAGGCGCCCCAGGGCAGCAAGGCCCACCGGUAAGCUUUUAAUUUUAUCUGUUUUCGUUUUGAUAUGUUUAAGAAACAAUAAACCUCGUUUAGCCUGUUGCAGCUUACGUUCUCACGUGAAUGCAAUAAACUAUCGAAUGUCUUAGAGCCCGGUAGGUAAAUAAAAAUGCUCAUAUACGUAUCAAGGACGGGGACUAGGAAGGCUGUAAAGGAAAUUGUUUGAGGUUUUUAAAACCCUUUACACCCUGACAAUGCAACGUCGUCGCUUUUCACCACUAGCUAGGUAUGUUAAUUCCUGGUUAUUACACCACGUGAAUUUCUUUUACAGGGCCGAGCUGGUCAAGCGGGAUCAAAAGGCGACCGAGGGGACCCCGGUCCGCAGGUAUGUUCAGAUUGUGCAAAUUUCUUUUUUUCUCCUUUUCAUAAGUUUCUCAAAACAGUGUAGUCGAUCAGGGCUGCAUUAUAAAAAUUAUUGAACAAGACGUUUUCCGUAAAGUAGAAGAGGAAGCCAAGCAACUGAGCAACUUUUUCUCUGGUUGAGCUGCAUUCCUUUUCGUGUACUCGAGAAUUAAACUCAUGAAGCAGUAUGGUUAGAGCAGUUUCAACAUAUUUUUUUUGUGUAAGAGUUGAUGUAAUAAUGCUGAAAACCAGAGAAACGCGCUCCAGCCGGAGGCGAAGCUUUGGAGAUGUAAGAACAUGACCUUUGGUUGGUGAACACCGGGAACCCUCUAGAGGACUUGAAAUUUGUGUUAUAUACUUUAAUUGCGUUGCUUUCUCUGCUAGGGUCCCCCAGGACCACGAGGUCCCGCCGGCGCACCAGGACUCAAAGGACCAGUGGUGAGCAUUUUUGAAAUGUUGUGUAUAAUCAAGGCUAUAUAAUACUGAGCUCUAAAUUCUGGGUCAUGAUUUUAGGGUGCAUCUGGACCCCCAGGACCUCAGGGCCCACCAGGGCCACAAGGUACUAAGGUAAGACUUUGGAACUGGCGUGAUGUGGAGUUCUUGAUAUUGUGUAAACCAUUUUCAGACAAUCAACACUCUGUGAGGUGCGUUUAUAUGCAACAUGUUUAUGUACCUGCACUUUAACCCUACUCACGGAGAGAACCGUUAUGAAGAAUUACAGAAUGUAUUUGUUCAUGUAAAUGAGAGAGUUCCAAUUUUUUUUUGUUUUCGUUUUUUUUUCUUUUAAAAGGGAGGUCCUGGUGCAGAGGGAAAGGACGGACAGCCAGGUCCCCCAGGAGCAAGAGUAAGUUUUCGUUUGAUGGAAGAUAUGAUUGUUUCAUUUUUCUGGAACUUGUUGGAUUUUUAAUGAGACGUCGUGGCAUCAACUUUUAAACUUUUAAAGAUAUUUUCCUUGACAUGAAACAAUUUAGUCAUUUUUUAUGAUGGGUUGUUAUAAAUUUCAUGAACACCAGAAUAUAUUCGAAAUGUAAUUUUUUUUAUGACCAAUCACUUUAGAGAUCUGGAAAUGUUAACAAAAAACACACACACAAAUCCACAAGCUUAUUGGCGUACCUGCGCAUGCGUACAGUUAUGAUUUCUCACGCCUAAUUAGCUUUAUUUCCUUGACACGAUUACAUUUUUUUCUCGAUUUUAAACCUUAUUUUUGAGUCUUGCGGUAGAAAAAAAAAUGAGCUUUUGGUAUAUUUUAUUGUUUCACUUUCUACCCAGGGUCCUCCAGGCGCCAGGGGAGAUGAUGGAAACCCCGGCAGUCCGGGUGAGCCGGUAAGUAAAGCUGUGUUGAUGACACAAGUAGUUACUUAGUCUCAUUCUGUCGCACGUUGUCGUUGCAGGGAGAGCCUGGGUCUCGUGGAGUCAGUGGAUCUGAUGGCGAUCCUGGUGACAAGGUAAAUACAUCAUCUACUUUAUGUAGGCCGCAUUGAAUUCAAGGGCUGGCAAAGUCUAAUUUCUUUUGAUUUUCGUAUGAAGUUGUUCUUUGUCAGUGAUGCAUGCUCCCUUUGUUGUCAUGUUUAUCAUAACGUUUUUUUUUCUUUCUUUAGGGUGACACUGGUCCACUGGGUCCCCCAGGGGUGGCAGGUCCUCCUGGCCCUCCGGUAAGAAUUACUUCUACGCAGCCUAAAUUCAAAUUAGUGGGACUGCAGCUCGCAGUAAAGUUGUUUAAAAGAACAGCAAUCGUAUUGUUGCGAGAAUGAAAGAGGAUGGGGUGUCCACUCUGCUGGCGAGUGAAAUGAAUCUCAAAAGAUUCCUUCUCCGCUCCCACUCCCCCCAAUUACUCACGGGCUGCGUGCGCAUCACCCCUGCUUCUUCAUCUGCAUUGGUGAAAUAGAGAGGUGGUUCGCAUUCUUUGUUUGGUAAAAAAAAGGAAAAUAAAAAAGGUGCAACAGCAAAAUAUGAUACUCUUGGUUUCUUCUCGUUUGAGAUGAUACUUGCGUGUGAAAAUAUCUGGACCUCAUCUUGAUCCAUAAAAACGUCAACGACAGAAAAAAAGAUCUCGGUCAUUAUACAGAGUUUUAUUCUUCAUCCUUGCUCAGUAAUGGAAGUGUCCCAAUGCAGAAGGUCCAUUUUGGUUGUUUGGUACCAGAAGCAAAAAAGAGGCGAAGAAUUAACAGAGUGUGGAAUAUUUCUGCUAUUUUCACUUUUCACCUUUCAGGAGAAAAUAUCAUUAGGUAGCCUCGAGGUGAAAAGAACUAAGAAUAAUCAGUGUGUAUCUAUACCAUACUUAACGUUUGGUCAGCUUGUCUUACUUAAUUACCCUGAUGAUCAAACACUAAUCAUUAUGGAUGUCGAUUUCAGGGACCAAGAGGGGACAGGGGACCGGUCGGCGAAAGAGGAACCCCCGGUUCUCCGGUAAGUGGAGUAAUCCCGUCAUCGGUCUUAAUCAGUACAAUUGCAAACUUAAGAAGGGUUGAAUCCUGCAACUCGCAUUUGCCUUCUUCAAAUAUUCAGUUUUUCCUGAGUACCAUACUUGAUGUAUAAUUGCCACGCCUCUGGAGGAGAUCUAAAGUGUAAGCUUUCGUUCUGAAAGCACGUUUGAUAUUGCCCUGGGUAAUACGGUUAUGAUUUUUAUUAUUAUUAUAAUUAUGUUAGGGUGAUCCAGGACCGCAAGGAUUGCCGGGACUUCAAGGACCGCGCGGAAACACUGUAAGUAUCUACCAUAAUAAGCUGCGAAAUGAGGGAAAUAGAGGAAAAGAAGAAUGAACUUAAAUUUGCCUCGCUCUCAACAUGUGGCUUCAUAGUUCAGUUGGUAGCGGCGCUCAACUAGUAUUUAAAAGCCACCAGUUCGAAACCAGUGGAAGCCUAAAUUUUUCCAGGUUCCUCUUUUUGCAGUUGUUUAGUUGAGGCUUAGAUCAUUUAUUUACUUCGUGUAGUGUACAGCAUAAGACAGCUCUGGUGACAAUUCUUGUAAAGUGAGCUAACGAGAAAUUCACUGACGCCAGCUAAAGCAAAUAUCACAAUAUCACAAUGGACCAAUAACAGCUUGAGGUAGAAACGUGCUUCGAGUUGAUUGAAGCGCGAGCUAACGCGCAACAGCAUGCUUGUGAUGGGCUCAUUCACUUUUACUAAUGUUCGCUUUAGCCAAUAGGGUGUCUUAUGGCAUUGUUUAUGGCCCGUGGAAGAUAUCAUCCUUGCAAAUACAUGGAAACCCAAUGCAGAUAGGCAACUGCUUUUUAAAAUACUUGGGCUGGAUUAUUCGAAAGAGACUUUCACAAAGUCAGGAUUAAACAUUCAACUAGGUUUUAAUUCCUCUGCUACAAAAGUGUGUACAAUGCCGACUUUCUAGGUGGUUUAAUUCAUUGUGAGACAAAACUUACGUGCUCAUGAGCACGAAGCCUCUCUGCCAAGUCAUAAAACUAAACGAAUAAUUUAGCACGUGCCUGUGUUAGAUUAAUCAUGAUUGAAACAACCCAGCCGUGUCGCUUCGGUGCUGGGAGGCUUGUUUUCCGAUGUCUUCAACGAUAUAUUUUACUAUUAGGGUCCAAAAGGAGAGAAAGGAUUGCAAGGAUCCCAGGGAGAAAAAGGAGACAAGGUAAGGAAAGAAAAAUUGAAAAUAAAGCAAAACGCAAUAGUUCCUUUUGAAAGAAAAACCUGCAGAUAGAGUUAAACUCUCAGUGACUUACGCUGGUAUAUUAUUACAAUGGAGACAAGACAAAAAUAGCAUCGUUUUUUUACAUCAAAUCUAUUAACUUAACUCAGGUCAAGCAACUAUUGGUUGCACAGAUUUCAGCCUAGAUAAAUCACCACAUUGAAAUUAAGUAAUGAAAAUGAUAACACCUUAAUUAUGAUAAUAAUGAUACUUAAUAUAUGUAGCGCUAUUUCUAUUGCUAUCCAAGUGAUUUUAAAAUAUCUCACGUAGAAAUGUCUAAAACAUGAAUAAGAAAAACUAACUAAUAAAAUGACUAAGCUGUCAAAAUCAGAAUAAAAACUAAGAAUAAUAAAACCAUGCAAAUAAAAACUUACUAGCUACCUAAAUAACUUAUUAACUGACUAACCAGUGAUAAGUUAUCUAGUAAAAAGCUUUCUUAAAAAAACUUUCCCUAAAGCUUUUCCCAAAAAAGCUUUCCUAAUGGUGGGUAAGAAAGUGUAACCCAAAUAGCUAAGUUAAUCUAGUGUAUGAUCCUGAUGAAUUCUCUUACCAGGCAAGUGUGUGAGACAAGGUCACAUCUGAUAGAGUAUAAUAGGAAAGAUAAUUACAAGUGAUGAAUAGUAUCUUUGUAUAAGAUCCGAUACGUGUAAUACCCCAUUUACACCAAAGCUUGAACAUGUCUUAAAGUUGUUUUGUCAAACACAGUGUAAGUUUUUUUUGCUUCAUAGAAGCUGGUUAACCUAAUAUUUAUUGAAUUAAAAUGUAGCGCACCGGAAAAAAAGUUAGCAAGUAUUUGAAUCCUAAACGGUUAAGAAUAUAUGAAAGUCAUAUAUUUGAACUGCGGAUAAAGAUGUGAAUGAAAGUGAUCCUCGCAGUAAUGUGUACUACUUAGGCAGUAGUGAAAAUAAGGCCUGAAAAAAAAUUCAGGCCUGUACGGGAUUUGAACCCAUGACCUCUGCGAUACCGAAUCCUAUGUAAAAUUCAGUGUUUGAGUUUUCUAUUUAUGAUUUUCACUCAGUAAAAACUAGUUUAACAAAACUGGUUUUGGUGGUGUAAGCGAUACAGUUAACCUUUACUUGUUGUCUACUUUAGGGAUGGCCUGGUUUCUUCGGUCCUACGGGAGUUGCUGGCCCAUCUGGUGAUAAGGUGUGUAAAACUAAUGAAGGGGGUUACUUUCUGAAGAAACUGUGGUGCUUCAUCAGUAGGAGGUGCUACAUGAUAAUUUGGUUUUCAUAACCAAAAUUAGCCAACGUAAAGAGUAUCUAAAGCUGACGUUUCGACCGCGAGCCCCUCGUCAGAGUGAAUGAAACUAAGUUCAUCAACUUAUGACAGGUCCCCACGGUGGAAAUGCUAAUGCUAUUAGAUUGUCACUCAACAUAUACACAAAUGCUGGGGGAAUACAAUUGAAUCACGCACACGUUUUUGAGAUUCUUUAGUUUCUAUAACAACAUUUAACAUGUUAACUGUUUCUCUCCUAGGGUGACAUUGGUCCUCCCGGACCCCAGGGUUUCCCAGGACCCAAAGGUGACAGAGUGAGUAUCAAAACAAAGUGAAUUUCACUUGACCAGUACAUUUAAGCUGUAAACAGGCUUUGCCACUUAGUACUUUUGCUUUUUACUGAAUUUUUGGUUGGUUUUUUUUUACGUAAUUUGGGUUUUUUUUGUUUAUUUUUGUGUUGUGUUUUAUUUGUCUGUACCUUUCCUAGGGUGACAUUUUGGUUUUGUACUUUAUCUAUCUAACGCUGCAGUUUUGUUGGAUAAUCAUAAAAUUGAAUCAGCCAUAUACAACAUAAUAGGCAAUGCCUAUCGCAGGGAGCAAUUUGCCUGCACCAUCCGCUUCUUCUUGAUAUCAGUAUCCUGCAGACAUUGUUGAGCCAACCCCGUAACCCCCGGGACAAAAUGUUUUGGACAUUAUACCCCCUCCUACCCAAACAUUUUUAUUUCUCGUUAAUGUAGCUCCACGCACGUUUUCCAAUAUGUCGACUCACAGAAACUAUUUCAUGUGAAACUGCUGCCAAAACUGUUAUAUAUAUAUAUUUAUAUAUAUAUAUUCUAAUUUACGCGGCCUUAAACUGGGUUGAGUUUCAUCAACUAAAUGUUGUGACUUACUGGGUUGUCUUUAUUUUAAUGGCGUCUUUAUUCUGUCCCAGGGUGAGGACGGGGACGACGGACCUGCCGGACCACCAGGGCCGUCAGGGCCUAGGGUGAGUAAUGGUUAUUUUUAGAGUAGAUUCUAAUUACUGUAUGGUUUGAUGAAACUCAUGUAUAGGUCCGCAAUGGUAUUUUUGAUGUUUUGCGAUUAUAAAGUACAGUGUGGACUUACCGGGUAACUAAGACAACUACUGUCAUUCAGACCAAUAAACGACACGAUCAACAGUUCCUCUAGGUUCAAACUAUUUGUGGCUCCCGCUUACAGUGUUGCGUUACUUUGUGCGGUAAUUCGCGCCACAUACAUUGCGUUACAUAAGUCUAUUCGUUGCUAGGUUUUGACUGACAGUCAUAUACGUUGCUAUGGGCCACGUGCACCCAGAUCAGAUGAGUUUGGAGGGGUUGUUUUUGCGAGUUUGUGUCGAGCAAGAAAAUUCUGUCUUUCGGUAAAGACAAGUACAAUUUACGAACCAGAAAGUGUGUUAUGGUCGCCACAGCGACACUAUUUAUUGUUUAUUUAGAGAAAAUUACUCAGAACUGUUUUUACUUUAUUUGUAGGGAAGCACUGGUCUACAGGUUUGAAAAUUGUUUACUUCUGUUGUCUUGUUGUGAAACUUAUUUUUCGCUGUUUUUGCCCCAUCCUUUUUCGUCUCAACUUUGCUUAGUGCUGACGUUUGUUUCAUUUCUGUUUCAACAGGGUGCCAAGGGAGACAGAGUAAGUACAAAAAAUGAAUCCUUAACCCUUUGGCCCUCAAGAAUGACCAGCAUCUAAUUUCUCCCUACUGUAUCAGCCAUGAAUCACACAUUAAGGUCAUGAGAAUAAAGGAAAUGAUCAACAAUGAAAGAGGCUAUUGAUUGUUAGAGAAAUUCUCCUCGUCAGCACCUUUGGAAAAGUAUAGAGAACAGUAUAGAGAAUAUCCAUGUUGAUGUUAGGAUAUAAAGAGAGGUCCGAGUUCCAGCUCAGGGUGGGCUUAUUGUGUUGUGGGAAGGGGUGCGAGGCUUGGCAAGCAUCUCAUGCAGAGGGAGUAGCAAUAAUCCCUAUCUUAAGCGUUGUGGUUCACAUGUCCCUAGAUAAAGACUUUAGUGUUCUAUGGCAAGCGACUGGCUUUUAGAAGAACUGUUUCAUUUUCCAACUUUCUUCUUCAACUAGCCCUGUUCGAUAAGCCAUGUAAAAAAAAGUUAUAUUGGUAAUGCCCCUUUGAAAAGUCUAUUACCACUAGUUAAAAAGACAUCUUGGUAAAACGUUGCAAAAGUACUUUUGUUUUUCUUUGUUCAUAUCGUUGUCCUAUGCUUGAAAAACAAAUUUAUAUUCAUACUGUUAAGACGUCGGUAGGCUUACUUGUCUCAAACGCGUUUUAAUGUUUGUUCUCUUCCUCUUCUCUUCAGGGACCACAAGGAGAAAGGGUAGGUUUUGAAAAGAGUUGUUGUGUGUGCCCGGCUAGAUCAUCAUGUGAUUACAACAACUGUAAUAUUUUUUCUCCUGGAUUGUCACGAUUAUUUGUUUGUAUUUUUGUUUUCAUGUCUCUGACCGGGGUUUGUCUUGCUUUUAUUUCAGGGUGACCAAGGCACUCAAGUAAGUAAUUUUAUAAGUUGAGCUCUGACAGAUUGUGCGAUCAAUUUACAGUUGAGUUUUGAAAAUAAUCUGUGUAAGGGUUAGGUGGUUUUACUUCACGCUGUGAUCAGUUUAACCCUUUAAACCCCAAGAAUGACCAGCAUCUAAUUUCUCCAUACAGUAAUGCUGCUGAAUCAUUCAUUACUGAGCACUGUGAGAAUUAAAGAAGUGAUCACCAACCUAAGAAGCUUUGAUUGUUAAACAAAUUCUCCUUGUCAGUACCAAAGGAAAUGUGUGGAGAAUGUAGAUAUUGAUGGAAAGGUGUAAGGGGUUAAGAAAACUGGCACCAUGUUAAUUUUAAGUAUGAAGGCUUUUGGUUGAGGCAGUCUCUCUCUUUUUUAUCAUCCGAUUGUUUUAGCAUAAUCUCUGCUAUCUCUCGCUCCCCUGCUCCAUUUCCUUCUUGGUCCUUCUCUUCUUCUUUUCUCUUUUCUAUUUCCUUUUCUCAUAAUUUUUUUUUCCAUUUAUUUUUCUUUAGGGACCACAAGGCCCACCGGUAAGAAGUAAACUAUUUGUUAAUCAAACAUUUAUAAUUAACGUGCAAUUUCUCCCCGCUGAUUUAAUGAGAGCUUUUUCCUUGAAGGAAAACGCCCCACCUCCCAUCAAUUAAAUGAAGAAGUGCACGCAAUAAGGUUGCGUAUUGCACGUUGCGCAACACCAAGGAUUGACCUUUAAAUAAAGACCUUUUGCAGCCAUUCGGUGCACAGUACAUCCAAUGUUCUCUUCAGCUUACAGAAAAAGUGCCUAUUUGAUUACUUGUGUCGAAUAAUUGACGACAACUUUCUGAAUUCCUUUCUGUGAAAUUGUUUUUCAGGGACCUCCAGGAGACAUCGUAAGUAGAGAAAUGUUAUCACCUUCUUAAUUAAAGGUUUUCGACUCACCAUUUUGCGAAAUUAUAUGUGUACAGACGUUCACAUGGCCUUAAGGGAAUCAUUCUCCACCCACUCUCCCCAACCCCCUUCCCCCCUCUCCUUCCCAUGUCAUAGAAUUAUGCGGUGUUGGCAAAUUAAAAUUAAAUUUCCUUGGCUCAUACCGCACGUGGCUACAGAGAACGUUUUAUGAUAACUAAGUGAGAGAUACUUGUCUUGGUGCUGGUGAUAAAUUGACUGCACAGGUCAAUAUGCGAUGAUAUUACAUUGCAGAAAACAAUUAUUUUCUGGUUCCCUUUAUUUCGGCUGAGGAAAUAAUUUUUCUCCUUGCAUUUAACAGUUUGAAUGUGCUGGAGCUCUUUCUCACUUAAACACGAAUAUUAGCCUCUUAGCCAACUUAUACAUGGUAGAAUCAAUCAGUUAAAGAUAAUGUUCUUUUCUGGGGUCGUGAAGCUAUACUUCGACUAAAUCAUUGUUCAGAUAAUGUUCACUCUUCUCUUUUUGCUUUUGUUAGAGUUCAUUCCUAAGCAGUGGCUACUUUGUGCCCGGCGGCAUAGAAGUUGGUGCGGACAAAGGUAACACCAGAAAGAGAAGAGCUGUGGAUUCAACAGAUGACACAGACUCUCAGGGACUGAUCCAGUCGCUCAAGGAUGAAAUCGAGAGUAUUAAACGACCAAGCGGAACAAAAGCUAACCCUGCACGAAGUUGUAAAGAUCUGCACUUAUGUCAUGGCGACUUGAAAGACGGUAAGUGUUGUUGAAACCUCCAGUCGGGCGCCAUGGAUUUCCCAUGUACCUGGUAAGAGUCGAGGAGAAGAAGCUAAUGAAUCGAAAGGUUCGAGAGCUGUCUGGGCUAAGAAGACAUUCAACUCUCUUUAUCCACUUGAGAUUGACCCUUUACACCCUAACAUCAGUGUGCAUAUUCUCCAUACUGUUCUCUAUACAUUUCCCAAGGUGCUGACAAGGAGAAUUUGUUUUACAAUCAAGAGCUUCUUUAGUUGGUGAUCAUUUCCUUUAUUCUCGUUGUUUAAUUCAGGGGUGACAUUUUAUGGGGAAUUUAGAUGCCAGUCACUCUUAAGGGUUAAGAGGUUAAUACUCGGUAUUGGCGAACUGUCAAGGAAACUCAACUGUUGUUUGCGUGUGUGCUACUUGGUUUAGUCCAAGAGCACGCCUAGUUUUUCUCUCUAGAAACCGAGUUGAGCUUCUACUGUAAUUGGACUUUAGGCUCGUCAGAGUUUACCUUACCUGAACUAAAUCGACUUAUGCUUCCUUCUUUUCUUCAAUAAAAACACGUAGGUUUGUACUGGAUUGAUCCAAACCAUGGCUGUAUUGAAGAUGCUAUUCAAGUGCAUUGCAACUUUACUGCUGGCGGACAAACCUGUAUUUCUCCUGAUGUCAACACUAAGCGCGUAUGUACAACACCUUAAUUUAUCGUGCAAAAAUCCUUUGAAGAGCCCAUGUCUUUCCUCCGUCAGUGUCUUGUUUGUCGUAGUCUCCCUUGCUGCCUCUUUUGGCAAGAUGUCUGAGAACAAUUCUCAAGAAACGUUACGUAAAAUUCGACUUAGGAAGAGAAGAUUUUGUUAGGUUUCAUGUGGCCCGAUCUUCCUGUCUUUCUGUGACACCAUAAGUGAUUUUUUACUAAUUUUAUGACCUCACUUUAAGGCGAUAAAAUUGGAUGUGUUUUUUUCAUAUGUCAAAAAUGAACAGGCUGCUAACAAAAAGUGGAAGAAACUCACCGGAUCUGAGUGGUUUAGCGAAUAUGAAGAUGGUUAUGAGGUGACAUUUUUUCCUUCGUAUAUUUUCAUUUACUUAGCAUUCAUAAGUUUCUGAUUGUUAGUUGGUUUGGUUGUUUUCCAUUGCAUAAAAGUGAUUCUUUUAAUUAUAUCUUUUUUCCAGAUCUCGUAUACGGGUGUUGGUAAGACGCAAUUGAAUUUCUUGCGGUUACUUAGCGAGAAAGCGACGCAAACAUUCGACCUGACUUGCAAAGGAUCUCAAGGGUGCUUCGACAGUAAGAGUAACGCGCUGGAGAAGGCCAUCAGACUACAAGGAGCUAAUGAUGGCAUCCUUUCUUACAUGAAAAACGAUCCAACCGUCAAGAUUACAAAGGUAUGAGCGGAUAGCUAUGACAAGUAUGAAGAUGACACAGAUUUAGCCAAGUCUUAGAAUGCAUCUCGAGUGAAUAAAUUUUUUCUUCGGUUCAUACCGAUCAAGCGAAGUAUAGUUUGCGCCCUGACGGACAUACGCACUGUCGUCGCUCGAGAACCAGGGUUUCUCGGUGUGAUGGAUUGCCAUGGAUUCUUAUGUAUGGGACUCCUCCGGUGCACAUAGUUAUUGCGCAGUAACUUCGCCAUGACAAGACGUGCCCGGGUGGUUAGUCCAUCGGAUGGUUAGACGAUUGAUCAAGCUCCGAUCGAGAAAUCGACACCCUGAAGUUUAUUUUGUAUUGCAAGAUUUCACGAUUAUCUGCUAAAGGAUAUGUCAUGUUAAAACACCCUUUCAACUGUGUUCUUUGGUGAGUAAACUUAAAGUGAAGACGAGGCCUUCAAACUCUGGAGUUAUUGCGCACGAAGUAAGCGCGCUAGAAAAGCCCCAUACCUAAGAACCUCUAGCAACCCCAUACCUUUCUUGAACGUUCUUUUACAAGAUAAUUAACCACGAGUGAACGAGGAUGGUCAAUGAUUGGGGAAUAUUGACACGCAUUACAUUCGGCAACUUUGUUUUUUAUUCUUUCCUUAGGUCCGAACAGACUGGAAAGCAGUUGUUCACGUAGAAACCGAAGACCUCAAUCAAAUGCCCAUAGUGGACUUCGCCCCUGGAGAAUUUCUUACUUCCAAUGAAUUUGGUUUUGAAGUUGGACCUAUUUGUUUUAGUUAGUUCUUGUUGUUGUAACUCAGUGUCUUUCCUCUUUAAAUUAACUCUCGAGUGAAACUAUUAAAUAAGAUGUUCCUCUGAAAGGUAUAUGGUUCUGCGUAGUGUUGUAGUUUUUAUCCUGUUCAAAUAAAAGUCGUCAUAGAAUUUCCUUAGUUUACCAAUGAAACACCAGAGACAAAUAAUCAUAAUAAAGUGUCAUCCGUGUACAAUAUCUGUUAUUAGCGUUUCGUUAAGGCUAAACACAGGAAAAUAUGAAUAAAAAAUGGAGAGAAAGACUCUGGUUGAAACGCGCGGAAUUAUAUUCAGUAGUAAAUGCCUCAUUGGCGCUUGGGUGUUUGUUUUAAAUUCUCGCGUAUUGUUUGAAGUUGCGAGACGAAGAGGAACCUUUGAGGAAAAGAUUUCUAAAAAUGACUAAGUCAGAUUUCAUUAAACUUUGUAAUAUUUUGUUGACUUCAAGGUAUGGUUUGUGUUUGCAAGAAUUAUAUUUAUCCGAAAAUAAAGUUACCCAGUACGAGAG